CGGCUCAGUCCGGCGGCGGCGGGCGCACGGAGGGGACGCGGCGGCGCGGGCAGCGGCAGCGGCGGCCGUCGGGGCGGCCGCGCCUCCGGGAGCGCCUCCCGCCGCCACCUCGGGGCCGGCCCCGCCAUGGGGCGGCCGCUGUGAGCGCGGCGGCGGCCGGGCUGCCCUCCCGCCCCGGCCGGGUCUCCCUCCAUUGUUCCCGGGAGCGGCGGGCACCGUGCCGCGCCGCCGUCCGCGGGGCUCCGCUCGGAGGGGCUGACGGCCCGGCGGAGACCCCCCCCGCGCCCGCCCGGGGCCAGCCCGGGGUCCCCAUGGAGUGGGAGUUGCGGAGCCCAGUUGCCAAGCAGUAGCCGCAGCAGUGGGAUGUUUACCUGGCGGUGCCUCAUCCUUUGGGCUGUGCUGGUCACAGCCACGCUCUCAGCUGCCAGGCCGGCCCCCACCCUGCCCGACCAAGUUCUGCCCAAAGCAAAAAUCGAAGUGGAGUCCUACUCGGCCCACCCCGGUGACCUCCUCCAGCUGCGCUGCCGGCUGAGGGAUGACGUCCAGAGCAUCAACUGGGUGCGCGACGGCGUCCAGCUGGCCGAGAACAACCGAACGCGCAUUACCGGGGAGGAGGUAGAGGUCAGGGACGCGGUGCCUGAGGACUCAGGGCUCUAUGCCUGCAUGACCAACAGCCCCUCGGGAAGUGAGACCACCUACUUCUCCGUGAACGUCUCAGACGCGCUCCCCUCUGCGGAGGAUGAUGAUGAUGAAGAUGAUUCCUCUUCGGAGGAGAAGGAGGCGGAUAACACCAAGCCAAACCAGGCUAUCGCUCCCUACUGGACCUAUCCCGAGAAGAUGGAGAAGAAGCUCCACGCUGUUCCUGCCGCCAAAACGGUGAAAUUCAAGUGUCCGUCGAGUGGGACGCCCAACCCCACGCUGCGCUGGCUGAAGAAUGGCAAGGAGUUCAAACCUGACCACCGCAUCGGGGGGUACAAGGUCCGCUACGCGACCUGGAGCAUCAUCAUGGACUCGGUGGUGCCAUCCGAUAAAGGCAACUACACGUGCAUCGUGGAGAACAAGUACGGGAGCAUCAACCACACCUACCAGCUGGAUGUCGUGGAGCGGUCCCCACACCGGCCCAUCCUGCAGGCAGGGCUGCCUGCCAACAAGACGGUGGCCCUGGGCAGCAACGUGGAGUUUGUCUGCAAGGUCUACAGUGACCCCCAGCCCCACAUCCAGUGGCUGAAGCACAUUGAGGUGAACGGCAGCAAGAUCGGCCCCGACAACCUGCCCUACGUGCAGAUCCUGAAGCACUCGGGGAUUAAUAGCUCUGAUGCGGAGGUGCUGACCCUGUAUAAUGUGACAGAGGCGGAGAGCGGGGAGUAUGUUUGUAAGGUUUCCAAUUAUAUUGGCGAGGCCAACCAGUCUGCGUGGCUCACUGUCACCAGACCUCUGGCGAAAGCCAUUGAAGACACCCCAGCCAUGAUGACAUCCCCCCUCUACCUGGAAAUCAUCAUUUACUGCAUUGGAGCCUUCCUCAUCUCCUGCAUGGUGGUGAUCAUCAUCGUCUACAAGAUGAAGAACACCACCAAGAAGACAGACUUCAACAGCCAGCUGGCCGUGCACAAGCUGGCCAAGAGCAUCCCCCUGCGCAGACAGGUAACAGUGUCGGCCGACUCCAGCUCCUCCAUGAACUCGGGCGUGAUGCUGGUCCGGCCCUCGCGGCUCUCCUCCAGCGGCACCCCCAUGCUGGCCGGCGUCUCCGAAUACGAGCUCCCUGAGGACCCGCGCUGGGAGCUGCCCCGGGACAGGCUGAUCCUGGGCAAGCCCCUGGGAGAAGGGUGCUUUGGGCAGGUGGUGCUGGCAGAAGCCAUUGGCCUCGACAAGGACAAGCCAAACCGCGUGACCAAGGUGGCAGUGAAGAUGCUCAAAUCCGACGCCACGGAGAAGGACUUGUCCGACCUCAUCUCUGAGAUGGAGAUGAUGAAGAUGAUCGGCAAGCACAAGAACAUCAUCAACCUGCUGGGAGCCUGCACGCAGGACGGACCCCUCUAUGUGAUCGUGGAAUACGCAAGCAAGGGCAACUUGCGAGAAUACCUGCAAGCCCGGCGGCCCCCCGGCAUGGAGUACUGCUACAACCCCACCCGUGUCCCCGAGGAGCAGCUCUCCUUCAAGGACCUGGUCUCCUGCGCCUACCAGGUGGCCCGGGGCAUGGAGUACCUGGCCUCCAAGAAGUGCAUCCACAGGGACCUGGCGGCCAGGAAUGUCCUGGUGACUGAGGAUAAUGUGAUGAAGAUCGCUGACUUUGGUCUGGCCCGCGACAUCCACCACAUAGAUUACUACAAGAAGACAACGAAUGGUCGCUUGCCAGUGAAGUGGAUGGCCCCAGAGGCUCUGUUCGACCGAAUAUACACUCAUCAGAGCGACGUGUGGUCCUUCGGCGUGCUGCUGUGGGAGAUCUUCACACUGGGCGGCUCACCCUACCCCGGCGUGCCGGUCGAGGAGCUCUUCAAGCUGCUGAAGGAAGGGCACAGGAUGGACAAACCCAGCAACUGCACCAACGAGCUGUACAUGAUGAUGCGGGACUGCUGGCACGCCGUUCCCUCCCAGAGACCCACCUUCAAGCAGCUGGUGGAAGACCUGGAUAGGAUCGUGGCCAUGACCUCCAACCAGGAGUACCUGGACCUCUCGAUGCCGCUGGAUCAGUAUUCUCCCGGCUUCCCAGACACCCGCAGCUCCACCUGCUCCUCGGGGGAGGACUCUGUGUUUUCUCACGACCCUCUUCCAGACGAGCCGUGCCUUCCCAAGUUCCCCCCUCAGCACACCAACGGCGGACUGAAGCGACACUGAGGGUGGCACUGCCAGCAGGGACUGCCAUGCCAUGCCACGCCAUGGCCAUGCCCGUGGGCUGCCGGCGGAUGCUGCCUGCGCAGCCCAGUGGUGCUGAGCUAUUGCAGAAAGGGUUCAGAGACACAGCCGUAGCAUCUCACGUAACCAAAACCUCCCAACUCUCAUGCCAGCUUCUCCUGCCACCUUAGUUGUGAGCUCUCUGCAGCCCGAAGGUUUUGUUCUGGUGGUUGGUUUUUUCUGGUGUUUCCUUUUCGUUUUAAAACCUCUUUUCCGUGAAGUCUGCUUGAAUAUUCCCGCCUGGUUAAGCCGAAAUUCUCUCCUGUGGGCAGCGCCUGGCCAGGGAGCCAGCCACCCAUCCUGGGACGGCACACCCUGGCAGGGCACGGAGAGCCGGGCUUGUCUGCGACUUGGAGAACUCACUAAGCCGAGAGCAGCACCGGGUUUCUGCGGCCGCAUGAGCUGGGGAGUGUCAGUGUCUGGAAGCCUCGUCGGCGCGGGGGUCCUGCCAAUGUGGGGGUCCUGCCGGUGCGAGGGUCCUGCCAGCGUGGGGGUCCUGCCACUGUGGGGGUCCUGCCGCCGCCGUGCUUGCUGCCCACCAUGCUCUGGGGCUGGUACCCCAGCUCCAGUGCCAGCACCAACGGGCUUUGCUGACCAAACCCACGGUACCUUGGAAGAGGGAGACACAGCGUAUACAUUGCUCAGCACUGAUAACAGAGGCAGCCAAAUACAACAGUGCUAAAAACAAAAGUCCUGUGUACAUAACUAAAAAUAUGUAUAAAUAUGAAUAUAUAUUUACAUGUCUUUUUAAAAGGGUUGUUACCAGAGAUAUACCAGUUUGGUAGUAAGGUACUAGUGGCUGGUAGAUAUCAGUUGCUAUAAAAAAAAAAAAGUUCAUAUAUUUUGCUACUUUUGCUGUUUUUAUUUUUUUAAAUUAUGUUCUAAACCUAUUUCAGUUUAGGUCCCUCAAUAAGAAUUGCUGCUGCUGCUUCAGUUUUAUAUGGGGUUGUAUUAAACAAUAAUAAUAUUGUGUCGAUGCCUUUUGGGAAUACGUUGUCAUUACGUGCCUGGCCUUUCCCUGGCCCCUGCGCCCCCGCGCCCCCUCCCAGGGCUCUGGCAGGGCUGGGGCUGGCCCGUGCCUGCCAGGCACCUGCGGCACCAUAUUGGUGCGUGGGGUGCCAGGGUGCCCUGUGUUUCAGGCAGUGCCAGAGAGGGGUCGGGAUGGUGGCUGGGGAGGGGGCUGCAGCCCCUGCCCCUGCAGUUGGCUCCCCUCUGGAGGGAGGGGGGAGGGGGGGGCUGGGGCCCCAGCUGGGGGAUGCGCUCCCUGCGCAGUACCCAUUGCCUGGGCGAUGCCUGCCAGUGCCUUACGGGCACCCGGAGCAUCCUGAGCUGGGGCACCGUGUCACCAGGCUCUGCCCACCCGUGCCCGCUGGGCUCUGUCCCAGAGGCGGUCACAGUGCCGGGGCAGCCCCUUGCCAGGGAAGGGGCCUCGUGCCCCCUCCCUCCCCAUCACUGGCGUUGAGACUCCAGAGCCAGGAUGCUAUUACUUGAAAAGUUUAUUUUGCCUUUGUAUGGAGAAAUAUUAUUUGUUGUAAACUCUUCUGUAAUGAAUCUGGAAUUCUUGUAAUUAUUAAAGACUUUAACCGAGA
Falco peregrinus (peregrine falcon) is the source of this 4478-nucleotide messenger RNA. RefSeq names its product fibroblast growth factor receptor 1 (gene FGFR1). The transcript is spliced from 18 exons. Gene Ontology annotation, cellular component: membrane; signaling receptor complex. The coding region runs from base 364 to 2832 and encodes 822 amino acids. Gene Ontology annotation, molecular function: fibroblast growth factor binding; fibroblast growth factor receptor activity; ATP binding. Gene Ontology annotation, biological process: multicellular organism development; fibroblast growth factor receptor signaling pathway; positive regulation of cell population proliferation. NCBI's taxonomy places the organism in Eukaryota, Metazoa, Chordata, Aves, Falconiformes, Falconidae. The record is from RefSeq and is a predicted model, not a curated record.